Messenger RNA from Gasterosteus aculeatus aculeatus (three-spined stickleback), 1179 nucleotides. Lineage: Eukaryota; Metazoa; Chordata; Actinopteri; Perciformes; Gasterosteidae. The record is from RefSeq and is a predicted model, not a curated record.
CCUUACUGAUAUUUCACUCGCUUUUGAUAUAAGUUGGGACUCUUCUUGCUCUAUGUAACUCGCUCUGGACGUCGAGAGGCAACAUUUCCCGACGCACCUGAACGCAGCAUGCGACCGAGCAUUAGCUCCGCGUAGAGGACCCGAGAGAGGGAAGAAGGGAGAGAGGGAGAGAAGGAAGAAGGGAGAGAGAGAGAGAGAGGGAGAGGGAGGCCAAACAGGUGGUCUGGAAACACACAGAAAACAAUGUCGCCCGGCGGGGAGGCGCGGAAAGACUUUUAGUCCCCGCUCUUCCUGAAGGAAUACCGGGACAGUCGCGGAGAAGCCGAACAAACGGAACAACCCAUGCUCCGCUUUUAUCUUCGCACGGGUUCCUCCUCCUCCUCCUCCUGCUGCUCGGCUUGAGCUCCGAACCCCGGCCGGACCGCGGAGCCCGAAGCCAUGAAAGUCACGGUGUGUUUCGGCCGGACCCGGGUGGUGGUGCCGUGCGGGGAUGGGAAUAUUAAAGUCCGCUCGCUCAUCCAGCAGGCGGCCAUGAGGUACAAGAAGGCUAUCGCCAAGGAUGGGAGUUACUGGCUGCAGGUCCACCGGCUGGAGCACGGCGACGGCGGCAUCCUCGACCUGGACGACGUGCUCUGCGAUGUGGCCGACGACAAAGACCGGGUGAGUAAAAGACGCCUGAUUUGGUGCAACUGAGGUGUUUGUCUCCCCGUCUGCGGCUUUCGCGUGCGAGCGCUGCUUUGCACGCAAAGUUACUUCCCCGACUGACUCUCUCUGACUGACAGCUGGGAGGUCGCAGGGUCACAUUCUGCACUUUGGUCAAAUGUCAGGAGAUUCCCUCGAAAGACGGAGAGUGGUUGGAGUGUAUUCCCCCGAGAAGUGGCUACUGACAUGAGGUCCCCCGAGGACCCGUCACAGCGAUGCCCCUCUGUCACCUGCAGACGGUGGGAUCCACCUCGGCUCUGUUGUCCUCUGAUAAGAACCAGAAACUCCGUCAGUUCACGCUGAAGAAAACCUUCCGAAUCAGCAGCUGUUGCGUUUGCAGCGACAGACUGACGGGAACGUAAACCUUCGUGUCCGCAAGUCGGUCCAGUGAACGUCUUGUGAAUUAUUUAUCGUUUCUUGCAGAAGAGCAAAAGAAGUUGUGUUGAUGGUGUGUAGAAAAGAGUCUGAGGGAAAUGU